Alligator mississippiensis (American alligator) is the source of this 1171-nucleotide messenger RNA. RefSeq names its product ubiquitin conjugating enzyme E2 N (gene UBE2N). The record is from RefSeq and is a predicted model, not a curated record. The transcript has 4 exons. The coding region runs from base 55 to 513 and encodes 152 amino acids. NCBI's taxonomy places the organism in Eukaryota, Metazoa, Chordata, Crocodylia, Alligatoridae.
CGAGCCCCCGAGCGGAGCCGAGACCCAGCGGCGCCUGAAUCCCGAUCAGACAAGAUGGCCGGCCUGCCCCGCAGGAUCAUCAAGGAAACCCAGCGUUUGCUGGCAGAACCAGUCCCUGGGAUAAAAGCAGAGCCAGAUGAAAGCAAUGCACGUUAUUUUCAUGUGGUCAUUGCAGGUCCGCAGGAUUCCCCCUUUGAGGGUGGGACAUUUAAACUUGAACUAUUCCUUCCAGAAGAAUAUCCCAUGGCAGCUCCUAAAGUCCGUUUCAUGACCAAAAUUUAUCACCCUAAUGUAGACAAGUUGGGAAGAAUAUGUUUAGAUAUUUUGAAAGAUAAAUGGUCCCCAGCUUUGCAGAUCCGUACAGUUCUGCUAUCAAUCCAGGCUUUGUUAAGCGCUCCCAAUCCAGAUGAUCCAUUAGCAAAUGAUGUAGCUGAGCAAUGGAAGACCAAUGAAGCCCAAGCCAUAGAAACAGCCAGAGCAUGGACUAGGCUAUAUGCCAUGAAUAAUAUUUAAAUUCGCUUUGAACAUCAAGUGUGCAUCACUUCUCCUGUUCUGCCAAGACCUCUUCCUUUUUUUUUUGUUUGCAUUUAAUGGACACAGUCUUAGAAACAUUACAGAAUAAAAGCCCAGACAUCCUUUGGUGAUUGAAUGCACAUUAGCAAAUCUGUGUCUUGUCCUAAUUCACUGUUGUAACGCAUGAGCAGAGGCUAGAAGUAUCAUCUGGAUUGUUGUGAAAUUGUUUAAAAGCAGUAACACAUCUCUGCUUUUAAUCAUUUCUCCCAUCAUGGUUUAAGUAUAAGCACUGUGAAUGAAGGUAGUCAGGGUUAGCUGCAGGUCUUUUCUUGUUUUUAAUUUUGUGGGCUCCUUCUCCCUUUUUACGGUGAUGCUAAUUGCAUUGGUUCAAGCAGCUAACCUGUUAUACUUUAGAAUAUACCCUCUAGCCAAGUCUAACUUAGACGCUGUAGAUGGACAAGCUUCAUUGUUUUGAACAAAAACGGGAACAUUAAAUGAACAUCCAUCACCUUCACUAAUAAUAUUGUGAUUCUGCUGUCAAGUGUUAGAAAACUCCCUUCAAAAGAAAAAAAAAAAAAGCUUGUGACCAUUUUGUAUGGCUUGUCUGGAAAAUCUCCUGUAAAUCUUAUGUUUUAGUAAAAUAUUUUUUGUUAUUCUA